UCCUCUCUCUCUCUCUCUCUCAGCUUACUUCCUUCUCUCUUCACUCUCUCCUCCAUUUCCGAUUCCGCAAAUUCAUCCUUCUCCGAUUCCGCAAAUUCGCCUUCUUCUCGGCGUCAUCUUCUUCGGUCCCAUCUCCUUGUUCUUCACUCCUCUCAGCCUCUAUCAGUCGCAGCACCACUCGCACACUCACACCAGGUUAAAUUUGGUGAUAGCCAUGCCGGACGUGCACUCCCUUGUGAAUGAUUUCCUCAUUAAGCUUAAAAAGCGUAAAAUUGAGGGCUCGCAGGCUACUGCAAAACAGACGGCUGAAUUGAUUCGGUCGGUAAUUUCAGCACAGCGGGUGCCCUACACAAAUCAAGCCAGAGCAUUGAUUGAUGCUGUGAAUGCUGUUGGGGAGCGGUUGAUUGCUGCAAAUCCUAUUGAGCUUGCUGUGGGUAAUAUUGUGAGGCGUGUUUUGCACAUUAUUAGGGAGGAGGAUCUUUCUCUCACUACUGCCGCUAUGGCUGGGUUGAACAUGACAACUGUUAGUGAUGAUGAAGAUGAUGGUGACCAUGACAACCAUUCGACUCUAUCUGCCGCUGUUGUUGCGGCUGCUGCAAGAAGCACACUGCGUCCACCAUCUUUGCAAACACUGCUUGAGGACAUUCCUGAUGUAGCAGCUGUUCCUCAUACUUCUUCAUCUGGGGGUGAUUCUGAAGAAAAAACCAAAUCUGCUGAUAAAAGUUCAAGAAGUCGGAAGCUGAAGCAUGAUGUUAUUGAAGCAGUCAAUGAACUUAUACAAGAUAUUGGCACUUGCCAUGAACAGAUUGCUGAGCAAGCAGUAGAGCACAUUCACCAUAAUGAGGUUAUAUUAACUUUAGGUAGUUCAAGAACUGUACUGGAAUUUCUUUGUGCUGCAAAGGAGAAAAAAAGAUCGUUUCGGGUUUUUGUUGCUGAGGGAGCUCCAAGGUAUCAGGGGCAUCUUCUUGCUAAAGAACUAGUUGCAAGAGGUUUACAGACCACGCUGAUCACUGAUUCAGCAGUUUUUGCCAUGAUAUCCCGAGUCAACAUGGUUAUUGUUGGCGCUCAUGCUGUCAUGGCCAAUGGAGGGGUUAUAGCACCUGUCGGGUUGAAUAUGGUAGCACUUGCAGCGCAAAGGCAUGCUGUCCCUUUUGUUGUACUUGCUGGCAGUCACAAGUUGUGCCCUUUGUAUCCUCACAAUCCCGAAGUGUUACUGAAUGAGUUAAGAUCUCCUUCUGAGCUGCUGGACUUUGGGGAGUUCUCGGAUUGCAUGGAUUUUGGAAGUGGCACUGCUUCUUCUCUGCUUCAAGUUGUCAAUCCUACAUUUGAUUAUGUGCCACCAAAGCUUGUCAAUCUAUUUAUCACUGAUACGGGAGGGCACAAUCCGUCGUACAUGUACCGGCUUAUCGCAGAUUAUUAUUCUGCUGAUGAUUUGGUGGUCCAACGAAGGCCUGUAUAGGCAGUUGAGUUCAGCUCCCACAUGUUUAUCAUAUUCUUGGUUUCAGGUAGUACAGAAAGCUAUAAUGGUUAUGGAUGGAUGAAGCGGAAAUUGAAAUUAAACUGUAAUCGUGCUGAACCACAAGGAGCGCUAUCAUCGUGCUGGAGGAGUAGCAAUACGAAGUAUGAUAAGUAAGUGAAACAAAGAGAGCCAAUUUUGUGUAUGUGGCCAUUUAGGAAGUGUAGAGCUGUAUUGAUACAGAAGUGAAUCGACGUCGGUGAUUUUUUGUGAUCGUGGAAGGACAAAUGGAAAGGCAUAUUGUUUCCCCUAAUAAGAUGGAUGUUGUAUUGCAUAUUUUAUCUUGUUGCAAAUUGUUCUUCA
Messenger RNA from Malus domestica (apple), 1819 nucleotides. RefSeq lists its product as uncharacterized. Gene Ontology annotation, cellular component: eukaryotic translation initiation factor 2B complex. Gene Ontology annotation, biological process: translational initiation. The record is from RefSeq and is a predicted model, not a curated record. Lineage: Eukaryota; Viridiplantae; Streptophyta; Magnoliopsida; Rosales; Rosaceae. Gene Ontology annotation, molecular function: translation initiation factor activity; guanyl-nucleotide exchange factor activity.